This is a messenger RNA of Uranotaenia lowii, 7945 nucleotides long. RefSeq lists its product as uncharacterized. The transcript is spliced from 4 exons. The record is from RefSeq and is a predicted model, not a curated record. NCBI's taxonomy places the organism in Eukaryota, Metazoa, Arthropoda, Insecta, Diptera, Culicidae. Bases 115 to 1485 code for a protein of 456 amino acids.
GUUUCAAAAUUGGAAAGAAAAUUCCAAUCAGCGGAGUUUUCACUCGGUUUUAGUGCUAGUUCUUCGGAAUCCGGAUAAGAAUUUUGUUUUACAGAUUUUUGGUUUGAAAAAACCAUGCCAGAACAACAGAUGCCGGUCUACGAUAGACCAUCUUCUAGUUCAUCCUCAGAGCAGGCAUCCCGUGAACAUUCGCUCGGUAAUGAAGUGACUUUUCGUGAUGAUCCAACCGCAUCAAUCCAGAGGGAAAAUCAUUUUGUGGCAAUUCGAAAUAUGCAAAAUAGCAACAGAAACAGUCGACAUCGGAACCGUUCUCUGUUUUCGAAUCCACCCUUCGAGCGAUCGUUUGUUCCAGCUCCAGCCCGAUACUAUCCGAUAAUCAUUCCGGCUGAACCAACCAUUGAAGAUCUGCUGCGCCAAGCGGCCGGAUCCAGCGAGCUGCACCAAUUGACGGAAAUCAAGCUGAAGGUAAUUUCCCACAUGACCAGCCUGCAGCGGAUUCCGUUCUUUAUUCCGAACCUGAGGGCCCUCACCCUCGAGGGAAGCAUCGUUAUGACCUUGAGAGAUUUGGGUUGCGAUAUGACGUCACUGGUCUAUUUGAAUGUAAGUCGAUGUAGCUUGAAGAACCUCGAUGGUACCAGUGGGCUGGAAACAUUGGAGGAACUGGUGGCCGAUUACAACCUGAUUGAGGAGGUGGGCCCCUGCACCAAUUUGGUUAUGAUCAAGAAGAUAAGCUUGAAAGGCAACCGAAUAACGGAUCUGGGAAGCUGCACCUUCCUGGCCAUGUGCGAACUGCUCCAGUCACUCGAUUUGCGCGAAAACUUUGUUUCGGAACACCCAUCUUUUCGGCACAUGCUCAAAGAAAACAUACCCCAGUUGCGCCAGUUGAAUGAGAUUCCAUUCUCGGACGCCGUUGCUCUUGAAGAUGAAAGUUCUUCUGAUUUAUCUGCGGCAGCGGAGUCAACAUUGGCCGUCCCCGGAAGAAACAAUCCGACCCGUGGACCUUGGGACAUUGGUGGAAUUGGCGAUGGUACCUGGAACGAAACUUCGGUGGUUCGCCCUUGGACAGGACAUCAGGAACGAACCGUAACACUGGAAUUGUUGGAUAACAAUCGUCCCGCUUCAGCUGAUGCUAACAAAAUAAAGAGUCAACUAACAUCCGGGGAACCGUUGUGUGGUUCGAUCGUCACCAAAGCUCGCCGCACCAGACGUCAGCGGACGGCUUGGGGUGAGUCUACUUCCUGUUCCAGCAUGAGCAGUUCCGAUUCGUCCUAUUCGAAAGAUUUUCCCGAUCGUUUGCCCCAGAAAAAUGUGGACCUAGAGUUGGGGGUCAUUGGGCUGCAGGGGGAACCGGAUGGAGCCAGUACGGCAGAUGAGGAUUCGCAAAGUUUGCUACGGGCAGCUCGGCUUUGGCGUCAGCGAUCGGUGCAAACGCGUGAAGCCAUCAGAGCGCAGGAUCAGCUUCAGCGACACAUAAGUGAGGGCUAGAUUCAUAAGGACUGUACUCGAAAAAAAAAAAUCCAACACUUUGUUUUUUGAAUAGCUAGAACCUAAUACAAUUUUAAGAUGAGCAAAAUUGUGUGACUCUGUUGAGCGGUUUUUGGGAUAGUGUACAAUUCAGAAGUUCAUCGACCAAAAUUUUUGAGCGUGAUCUUGGACAAUUCAGGGAAUUGUGAGACCGCUAAAUAGUCGAAAAUCGGCAUAGUUGAACCGGAAUGAAUGUGGUAAAUCAUUUGAGGGGAUCAAUACUAUUUAGUGGUGAGAUAAAAAUUAAAUUAAAGCGAAACUAAUUGAUACCACGAAGGAAAGGAAUGAGAGAAGUUUUAUUAAGAAAAAAGAGCUUUUUAACUGAAGAAUUGGUAAAGAAUUUAAUUUUGUCUGGUUUGUGAAAUAGACAACGAAAUAUCUAGGCCGGAAGUUUAAAAAUACUGUUGAACGGUAAAAUAAAAUUAAUACCGUGUUCAAAUCGUGCGCCAAAUAGUUGUACGGCAAGCGAAAUGUAGUUUGUGCGAAAAAAAGAAAUCAAAAUGGACUGUAGAACCAACGUUUUAACGAAAUCUCCAGCAAUUGUUUUCUGAACAAGUUUAGCUAGGAUUAUUCAGAGAAAAAUGAAGAGAAAACAGUUGAAAGAUUGAUAUCAAGUAUGUUCUUUAGGGUGGCAAUGGAUGUAUGGGACAAAUCGCAUGAUCGAAUUUAGGAAACCGGCCAUAUGCAUUUCGUAGAUCGGCCUUACAAAACUGAAAUUUUAGCUCGGUUGCACUUGAUUCAGGGGUGCCUCUACGCGCUCAAAGUUUCGUGUUUUUGACUAUCAAAAAUCACUUAAGGGAGGCAAAGGAAAUUUUUUGUUUCCAAAUGACUUAAAAAUACAUGCUGUUUCCCGGAAAAUCGACUAAGUUCCAGAAAGUCAAUUGAAGUUUAUUACAUUUUUCAAGACAUUCGGCAUCAAAAUAAAAAUUUCGAUUUUUUUCAAUUUGCUUUGGUCCCUCCUAAAGUGAUUUUUGAGGGUAAAAAAUUCUAAACUUUUAGCGCAAUAAGGCACCCUUAAAUCAAAUCCGAUUGCGCUGAAUUUUCAGACAUUUUGGUUCCAAUCUACAAAAACUCAUAUGGUCAGUUUUCGAAAUUCAACAUAACUUAUUUGGCUGCUACCUUAAUUUGGGAUUGUCAACAAUUGUGGAAGCUGAAUAUCAGUAAGUAGAACAUAAAAAUUGUUUUUAUAUUAGCCAAACAUUCAACAAGAAUGCCACUAAACGUGGCCGCUUUUCUUCCUUAGCACUUCCAUAGGUCUAACAAAACUGAUACGUUGUUUCUGUAGAAUCUUGAAUCGAGCCACUUAACCAUUUCUUCCCUCCUACAUGUACUGAAUCUAUGAAAAUAUACUUUCCUACAGUGAAAAUGUCCGGAAAAUCGAUUUGACAUAGUGUAAGCCACCGCACGAGUUUACGAACGGAGAUAGAUUCCCUUUUUAACCCCUAAUUCCCCUAUAUUGUGGAAAAUUGAGUUUUGGCAGAUUUUACCCUCAUUCCCUCUAUAUUUUUCAAUUAAUUAUAAAAAAGAGAGUUUUUUGGGAAGAAUGACAGCUUGCUGUUAAAUUCCUUGAAAAAAAAAGAGAGAGAUCGGACUUGACAAAUUUUGAACCAAAUGAGACUUUUCUUAUGUUAUUUUUUCCCGAGGAAACGAAUAAAGGCUGUUUGAACAUCCGCACGCAUUGGAAAAUUGAGUUCUGGCCGUUUUUCCCUCGAUUUAUCAACAUUUUUGAUAUAGUUAAGAAAAAGCUUGUUAGUUCAGUACUUACAAAUUUUGAACCAAAUGAGACUUUUCUUAUGUUAUUUUUUCCCGAGGAAACGAAUAAAGGCUGUUUGAACAUCCGCACGCAUUGGAAAAUUGAGUUCUGGCCGUUUUUCCCUCGAUUUAUCAACAUUUUUGAUAUAGUUAAGAAAAAGCUUGUUAGUUCAGUACUUACAAAUUUUGGAGCAAAUGAGACCCAUUUAGUGUGAUUUUAAUCGAAUGAGGGCUAUUUCAGCCACCGCACGCAUUGGAAAAUGGAGCUAUGGCUGUUUUUACCCAUUUUCACCUACAUUUUUCAAUUAAUUUAGAAAAAAAUUAGUUCUGUCUUAAAAAUAUUAAACCAAAUGAAACUUAUCUUAUGCGAUUUUUUUACGGGGAAUCAAACGAAGGCACGCUUCGGAAACUGGAGUAAUGGCAAUUUUACCCUGUAAUUCCCAACAUUUUUCAAUUAAUUCAGAAAAAGCUUGAUCGCACUGGAAAAAUUUGAAAGAAAUGAUAUUUAUCUUGUGAGUGUGUGUUUUUUUUUUGAGGAAUUAAAUGCAGGCUGCGUGAACCAUCGCGCGCAUCGGAAAAUGGAAUUAUGACUGUUUUUACCUCAAUUCCGGCUACAGUUUUUUAAAUACUUUAGAAAAUGCAUGUUUGAAAAUAACCAAACGAAAGUUAUGUUGUGUUUGGGUUUUUUCUCUCAAGGAAUCGAAUGAAGGCUAUUUGAGCCACCACACGCUUCAAAACGAGGGAGUUGUGGCAAAAUUUUCAAAAAAUGUAGUGGAAUAGAAGGUAAAACGGCUAUAAAUCCAUUUUCUGAUGCAUCUUUAUUGGAUUUCUCUAAAAAAAAAAACCACACAAGAUAAGUCUCAUUUGGUUCAAAACGUUCAAGUCCGAACAAGCUUUUUCUGUUGGGAAAUUGAGAAUGAAACGGUCAUUAUUUCAUUUUCCGAUGCGUGUGGUAGCUUAAACAGCCUUCAUUCGAAGUCUCAUUUGGUCAAAAUAUUCAAGUUUAAACAUGCGUUUUUCUGAAUUAAUUGAAAAAUGUAGAGUUGAGGGUAAAAGCAAUCAUAACUUCAUUUCCUAUGCGUGCGGUGGUCCAAAUAGCCUUCAUUCGAUUCCUCGGAAAACCCAUUUGGUUCAAAAUUGUCUAGUCUUUACUUACCCUUUUCAUAAAAAAUUGAAAAAUAUAGGGUAAAAUUCAAAGAUAAAAUCAGCCAAAACUCCAUUCUCCGAAGCGUUCGGUUCCUCAACAGCCUUCAUUCGAUUUCUCGAAAAAAAUCUGAGAAGAUAGGUUUAUUUUUGUUCAAAAUUUACAAGUCCAAAUCAGUGUUUUUCUGAAUUUUUUAUAGAAUGUAGGGGAAUUAGAAGUUAAAAACUAUAUCUCCGUUCGUCAACUCGUGCGGCGUCUGAAACUAUGUCCAAUCGAUUUUCCGGACACUUUCUUAAAAGAAAAGUAUAUUUUCAUAGAUUUGGUUCACGUAGGAGGGAAAAUAUUGAAUUUCUUCGCGGUUUUUACACUGUUUCCCCAUAGUGCAUUGAGAAAAACUUUUCGCGGAGUGAUAAAAAGUCAUCAAAGUUGAUUAUUGCAGAAGGUCAAGCUUCAGAAAAUAAAGAAACAUCAUUCAAAAUAACUGUUGUAAAACUGGCCACCGUACCAGUUCGCGGUUGUUCAAAAGUCGCUGAGAAAUAACAAGAAGAAAAUUUUAACCAUCGUGGCCAUCUUUCGCGUCGAGUUUUAAAAGUACAGACGGCUUGAAGCUUUUAAGUGUUACAAAUUUGUUUGUAAACCCGAUAAUAAAUCCCGAAUUACAUUUUGUUGGUUGUGCGCGGGAUCUAUGCACUUGUAGGUCUAGUUAGAGUUUGCCAUCAGUGCAUUUAUUGAAUGAUUUUGUAUUUGCAGUAAAAGAUAUAGACGCUAGUGAUAGAUCACCGAUUUCUGUCGAUCAGAUCGCAGAACUAAUAUUACGGUAAAAUUUGUGUCUUUGCUCCGAACGAUUCGGUUAUAAUCAAGAACUUGUUUACAGGGAAUUCUUUUAAGAAUCAGUUGUCAGUCAGGGAACAGUUGAUGCGUAUAGGGUCACUGAUUUGUGAGUAACAUAACCAAACUUUAUUUUGAACAUAAUGUUGACUAACGCGCAAUUUUGUCUCAUAGAUUUGAAGUGUUAAAAUCCUCUCUAAUAAACUAUUAAUAAUAAUAAUAAUAAUAAGAUUUGAAGCAUCAAAACAUCUUUAACAUCACAACAAAAAGGGUAACGGACCUAUUUUGGACCGGGUACAUAUUUUGGACCACCUUAUAGCUUUUUUCCAAUGUUUCUCUAAUAAAUAAUGUUAAUCAUGAAAAUUUUGAACAAAUAUAGUUAAAGCUACAUCUUAUGAUUCCAAUAAUACCUAACGUUCCAUUGAAUUAAGCUAAUAAGGAGAGAAAAUUGAAAAUAAUGUUUUGAUUUUUCACAUUUGGGCCGAAUCAAGCUAAUUUCAGGAGGACUUGCCAUAAUAGGAGUCAACUUUCAAGAGGAUUUCUGCAAAGUCGUGAUGAAUUGAACAAAUACAAACAUGUUCACAGCUAUGAUAAAAUACUUGAAAACUAGUUUGUGAGCUCGAAGAACCGAAAAAACUUGUUUUAAUAGCAAUUUGACCCAUGUCGAAAAUAGGUCCUACUUAAUUCCUUAGGGACUUAUUUUGGACCACUCAACAUAGCGUGGGGAUUGAAUUUGAUGUUAAAUGUUCAUGAACGAAAUGAAACAUCGUAAGUCGAUAUGAAAACAAUUAUGUACACAAUUUCAAUCGCUUAUUAUGGAUAAAAUUUCGGAAAAUUGGCUUUUUUCUAUUACAUCUACUCGCAAAAGCCCAACCCUGCCUUUAGACGGGGUUCACUUCAAUCGACAUAAAACCUAGCUAAUCAUUGUUUUACCUUACUGUUUGUGCUAUGUGCUAUGCACUAUGCUUUCAACCACGUUUAUCUAACAAUCACCAUGUCAACUUUUUGAUAAGCAGUUGUCAAAAGCUACAGCUAAAAGAAGCUUUAAACAUGAAAAAACCGGCCAUACACCAUUUUUUUUAUUAAGUUAACAUUUGUUUUUGCUUCAUGAGAAAUAAUUGACAGUUUUUUUUUUCUAAAAGUUACUACUGUUCAGAGUUGAUUUUCGAGAAAAAAAAAUAUACUUGGUUAGGUAGAAGAGUUGAAAUAUAAACCCCGUCUAAAGGAGGAUUUGGGGAAAAAUCGACAACAAAUCGGCAAAUAUGGAAGGUGUUCAAUUUUUGUAACAGUUAAAAUAUUUCAAUUAAUAAGUAGUAGAACAAUUUUGAAAAAAAAAUAUAUUCAACUUUAGCUAUGAGAUAGUCUUAAUAUGUAAAAAAUUGGUGAAAUGUGUAAAAAUUACAAGCGAAAAAGUACUAAAAAUCUAGUUUUUCAGCCCCUGAACUAAAAUUUUGUGAAUUUUUCAGCGAAAAAAAUCUGGCUUUUGGACGGUUAAAAAGAACUCAUAAUUCUCGCACAUUUUUAUCUUUUUGAAUCUCUGUAUUCUACAGAACUGAAGCCAAACCAAAUCCACUAAGGUUUUGUAAGUCAAAAUGCAUCAAUUGAUGUCACGGAGUUGAAGAUGUCAGACUUUCUCAGCUUAUCGCUAGGCUGAAGAAGAUUUGCGUUCAAAAAAAUAAUCCUAAACAUAAGCCAACUGGCCAGUAUUUAACACUGCAGGAAAAAAUGUCGUCUAGAUUGCAGUGUGCUGUAAAAAAUUCCAGAACAUUUGAAACACACUAUAUAACGGAGCAGUUUUUCCGUUUUUAUUCUUUUCUUAUCGAAAAUUAAUGUUUUGAAGCAUAAUAAAUUGUAGAAAAAAGGGUGUAAUAAGAAAAAUUCAACAAACAAGUGUACCAAAAUAGAAGCUGAAAUUAAUUCAGAAAUGAAUUAACGUGAACAAACAAAACUUGACUACAAGAAUAAGAAAGGAAAAGAUCAACAGAACUAUUCGCAUAAUUGCGCAUAAAUCAUUGUCGUAAAUUUAACAAAGUUUAAAGAAUACAAACUUAUUCAGUUCAAGGGUGGUCCAAAAUAGGUCCAGAGAGUGGUCCAAAAUAGAAACCUGGUGGUCCAAAAUAUCGACCAGAGUAAUGAACGAGAAACGAGUUUUUUUGCUUAAAUCUGAUAACAUUGCACCAAACGACGACAUGUUUCGAUAUAGCUUAGAUCUUCGUUAUGAAAAGACAAAGCAGUUAAAAAUUGUAACAUAUACUUUUUUAUUUUAGAAAAUAGCAUAGCCACUUCCCAAAGCGGUGCAAAAAAGGUCCUUUACGCUAUAUUACUAUCAAAGCCAGUGCAUUUUUUUUUAUUACCACCCUGCUAUCAACAAUAACCUUUGGUUUAGAAAAGAGGUGGUUCAAAGUGUGAACUAUAAAAGGCGCACGUGCCACUCAAAACUUUCGAUGCACUUCUUCAUUCGAUGCUAUCUCAAAACCACUAGUCAGAUCAUCACAAAAUUUUGUACAUAUCUACAUCAUAGAAAAAAUUUCACAAAAAAAAUUCAUCAAUUUCCAUCCACACAUUCAAAAGUUAUUCACAAAACAAAGUAUUGCAAUUUUUUCGAGUACAUUUCACGUGGGGAAGUUUGAUAGAAUAAGCUAAUCGUUGUUUGGUAUGUACAGAUUUUAUUCUUGCAAAUAAAUAAUCACAAUUUUA